AUGGCCGACUUCACAGCGGAGUGCAGCUACUGGCAGCUGAGUCCAGACCUCUCCAUCCCUGCCCUGGAGGAGCUCAGCGUGUGUGUCCACCUUCAGCAGCACAUCAGCACACCGGCCUGGACAGCCUUCAUGUAUCGCCACCCUAACGGGCUGCAGGCUGAGCUGGGCCUGGCUGGUCAGGAGGGCCUGGUCCACACCUGGCUGUUUGGGGUGAGGUGGUCAGCCCCCCUCCACCUCCCCCUGGGCCACUGGCACUACAUCUGUAUAACCUGGUCUGGGGCAUCUCACCAGCCAGCCCUCUAUGUCAAUGGGACCAUUGUGGAUGUUACAGCCCAUGCUAAGGAAUCCCCCCUGUCCCCUUCCUGCUGCAGGCUGGCCCCCCACGGCACGCUCACCCUGGGCGUCUCCCACUACUUCAUCCAAGGGGAGAUGCGUGUGAAAAACGGUACCAACCUCAAUGGGAGAGUUUCUCUGUUCCGCAUGUGGGGGCAGGCACGCACCCCUGAACAGGUAUCGGACCUGAGCUGCACAGAGGGGGAUGAGGUGCGCUGGGAUGCUGUUGACUGGCUUACCCUGAGCUGCCCUCCAGUCCCAGACUCCCAUCUACAGUGUGGUGAGGCAUUAACAUUUUAUAUAUAUUUUGAUCGUCUAUAAAUGUAUGAUGAAUGUCAUUCUCUAUGGAAAAACUGAUUGGUGUCCCAUUUUAUGAGCAGCCUUUUUGUCAUGUUUCCAUGUCUCUGGUGGCCUCCUCUGCUGUUCCUGUUAUGUGACCGGACCCAAGUUCAAAUAUUGAUCUUGUGUACUCAUUUCAAUGGUGCAUACACAGGGUGCAUAAUUAAACGUGUUAAACAUCAAAGCUCAUGGCAGAUGUUUUCAUGUCAAUAGAGAUGGUCCUUUUACAUUGUAUUAAGUACACUGAACAAAAAUAUAAACGCAACAUGUAAAGUGUUGGUACCAUGUUUCAUGUGCAGAAAUAGAAGAUCCCAUCAAUUUUCCAUACGCACAAAAAGCUUAUUUCUCUCAAAUGUUGUGUACAAAUUUGUUUACAUCCCUGUUAGUGAGCAUUUAUCUUUUGCCAAGAUAAUCCAUCCACCUGACAAGUGUGGCAUAUCAAGAAGCUGAUUAAAUAGCAUGAUCAUUACACAGGUGCACGUUGUGCUCGGGACAAUAGAAAGCCACUCUAAAAUGUGCAAUUUUGUAACACCACACAAUGCCAUAGAUGACUCAAAUUUUGAGGGAGAGUGCAAUUGGCAUGUUGACUGCAGGAAUGCCCACCAGAGUUGUUGCCAGAGAAUUAAAGUUAAUUUCUCCACCGUAAGACGCCUCCAACGUUGUUUUAGAGAAUUUGGCAGUAUGUCCAACCAGCCUCACAACCACAGACCACGUGUAACCACGCCAGCCAAGGACCUCCACAUCCAGCUUCUUCACCUGCGGGAUCGUCUGAGACAAGCCACCCGGACAGCUGAUGAAAUUGUGGGUUUGCACAACCGAAGAAUUGUGGCACAAAACUGUCAGAAACCGUCUCAGGGAAGCUCAUCUGCAUGCUCGUCGUCCUCACUAGGGUCUUGACCUGACUGCAGUUCGGCGUCGUAACUCACCUUCGAUGGCCACUGGCACACUGGAGAAGUGUGCUCUUCACGGAUGAAUCCCGGUUUCAACUGUACCGGGCAGAUGGCCGACAGCGUGUAUGGCGUCGUGUGGGCGAGCAGUUUGCUGAUAUCAACGUUGUGAACAGAGUGCCCCAUGGUGGCGGUGGGGUUAUGGUAUUGGCAGGCAUAAGCUAUGGACAAUGAAAACAAUUCCAUUUUAUCUAUGGCAAUUUGAAUGCACAGAGAUACCCUGAUGAGAUCCAGAGGCCCAUUGUCGUGCCAUUCAUCCACCGCCAUCACCUCAUGUUUCAGCAUGAUAAUGCACGGCCCCAUGUCGAAAGGAUCUGUACACAAUUCCUGGAAGCUGAAAAUGUCCCAGACAUGUCACCCACUGAGCAUGUUUUGGAUGCUCUGGAUUAACGUGUACGAACAGGAGUGGGACAACAUUCCACAGGCCACAAUCAACAGACUGAUCAACUCUGUGCGAAGGAGAUGUGUUGCGCUGCAUGAGGCAAAUGGUGGUAACACCAGAUACUGACUGGUUUUCUGAUCCACGCCCCAACCUUUUUUUAAGGUAUCUGUGACCAACAGAUGCAUAUCUGUAUUCUCAGUCAUGUGAAAUCCAUAAAUUAGGACCUAAUGAAUUUCAUUUUCAAUUGACUGAUUUCCUUAUAUGAACUGUAGCUCAGUAAAAUCUUAGAAAUUGUUGCAUGUCGCGUUUAUAUUUUUGUUCAGUGUAGAUAUAUAGGUAAGAUAAGUAGCUACAAAUCAGAAGGUAAAUGGGCUAAACACCAAUGCAAUACUUUGUCUGUUAUACAUUGCUACUGAUCAAUGCCAUCAUUUGUGUCAGCCUGGUCUUUAUAUGAAGUUAAAGUCAAGAUCGCCAUCAUCCGCUACGAUGGAAACAGUACAGAUAUAUACAUAGCCAGAGACCUUGCACAUCAAUGGGUAAGCUACUGGGUCACAUUUCACUUACUGUUUGUUGCACAGUGUUUUAAUUGGUUCUAAGAUUACUCAGCAUAUGUAAUGUUCUCCAUUUGAAUGGCUAUGUUACCUUUAUAUCCUUGCAGCUCACACAGAUACUGCCAUCCAACAAAUAUCAUUUGUACAGAGUCUCCGUGUCUGUGUCAGCCAGGUAAGAAAAGUCCCAAAUACACAUUUAGUACAGGUAUAUUGGGGAUUUAUUUAUGCAAUAUUCUAGUCAAUAAUCUUUUCAUCUCAGUUGCAAUCACCCAAUACAAGCCAUUUCACACUUUGACAGUGUUGGUGAGACAUAUGAGGAAGAGGUCGAGGUAAGUGUUGAACUCGACGGAAUGAUGAUACUACACAGUAACAACAAUAACGUGACAGUGACAUAGUUAUACAUGUAUUCUGAUGAUGAUCUGUGCACCUUUUUUAAGCACAGAUGAUAGCAUGUAUUACAAUUUCAAUUCCCCAGGACAAACCAAUAUUGCGGGCUGAAUUUUAUGCAAACCGGUAAGAAAAACAUUACUCUGGUGUUAUUCAUAAGUUUGAAGUUUCCCUUUUUUUUAAAUGGUCUCUUUGACACUACAAUUGGCGCAAAUGAACACAAAAAUAUACUCACUGCCUAACAUGUCCAGGAGCUGAUUGAAGUUAUAGGUUUGGGACUAAAAGGACUUGUCCUUGUUGUUGUUUAAUAAUUGCUGUAAUCACCACACAGCUUUGACUGCCUGGUCCACCUCAACGUGAUCCCCAGCUCUGAUGUCAGUACAGUGCAGAUACAGGUCUCUCAGUUGCUGAACACACCUCACAACUCUGGACAUCUCACACUAACGGCUAACCCCCACAGUAUCCAAGUGAACGCUGUAGGUAAGACACAAAACAUUCCAAAAGGAAUCCCACCUCUGGAGAUAAAGUAAUAACUAAAGAGUAGCUAACUUGGGAGGAAAGGUUACUGAAUGAUUAGGCCCAUUGUUUUUCCUGGUCAGAUCACAUGGUCAGUAGGAUAGAUUCCUGGCCCUAUAUAUGAUAUAGAAGAGUGAUGCCAAUGCAGGUCUAUGGUUCCACUGUGAUGAUGAGAGUGAUUGUUUCUUUCCCCAGAGGACUUCCCCCCUGCCACAAUCAUUCCUCCCAUUGUCAUGGUCACUGGAACCUCUUCUGACACAACCACAGACCUUAGUGUCACGACUGGUGGCAAACUCUCAGGUUAGUGUCUUCCUCAUCUGUUUCAGGAAAUGAUCCAGUCCACCCCUUCUUCCAACCACAAUCAAACUAAUUACAGCAUGUGAUAAUUGUUGGCCUGAAAUAUAUUGGUUUCAAAUAUCUCACACUCUCAGUGUUAAACGUCUUAAUGUUGUCUUUCAUCACAGACAUAUAUUUUGAGGUUGAUGUGAACGUGACCAUUACUGGGUUCUGUGUCGAUCCGGAACUUACUAUGAUUACCUGGGUACGUGAGCUGAAAGCACAGCUUUUCUUCAUUCAAAUGCUUGAUUUCCUGAUGAACCCAGGUUACUCAUCACACUGCUGUUCUCUGACAAUUUCAGCUGAAUGUCACUCUACCUGAUGAGAUGUCUGUUCUGACCUUCCAGCUUUUGGGAAAGGCAAACAGGUAUGUAUCAGUAAAACACUCACUAAUACAGGAAAAACUCAAUUUUGACUGCACUGGGCCAUUAAGAGGUUCAAAUUAAGAGCAAGAGAAAAUCUCCCAUAAUUCCAUUUGUGGGAUAUAGUGAGCCCUUAAUUUGAACCUCUUAAAGGCCCAGUGCAGUAAAAAGUAUGUUUUUCCUGUGUUUUGUAUCAUAUUGUAAAACAGCUGAUGAAACUAACGCUGUAAAAGUUUGUUUAUUUUUGACAAUUUUAAUGGGAACCUAUUACAGUACGGUAGGAAAUUGUUACUCAGAAAUGAUUUGAUAUUUAGAUUCAAACGGCUGAAUUGGGCCUUUAAAGAAAACAUUGGUAAGCAGAGAGUAUCAGUUCAAUCAGUAGGUGUUCUAUCUUUCAGUGUGCAGCAUCCAUCUCCACGAUCAAACACGAUUGAUUCUGAUGGGGUAUGUAUCGGCAGGACAUACAAAUUAUUCUCCAGGUAGUUGAGGCAGCAAGAAAUUGAAUUGUGAUAGAUUAACAUAUUCCCAUUGAAAAUGAAAACUACUUUGACCUACUGGUACUUUUUCUGCUCAAAUAUUCAAGGUCUGUAAGCACUAAACAGUGUAAUUCUUUCUUACAGCCUUCCUUGCUCAAAACGUCAAGGUAUGAUCAUACAAAAGAAUACCACAAAAGUCAGACAUACACUGAGGACAACCAGACACUGCAUGUAAUUUAUAAUAAAAUGGAGUGAACCAUACUAACUAUUUCACCGGAUUAUUUAAUUUAAGAAGUAAGGAUGAAGUAGUUUGGCGCACAGAUGUAUGUAAUGUUUCCCCAUCCAUCCACAGACACGGCUGCCUAUUCCAGAUGCAGGUGACAACGUCAUCAAGUCAAGAGGAGACAAGGACAAGGAUCCGUACAAUCCUGGAGAAGACGUACACCAAUGGCAAGAUAACCAUGGAAAACAAGUCCAAGGACAUCAAUAUCCGUCAUAUACGUAAGCUUCACUUUGUUGAUAUGAAACAAGACCCAUAAAACUAAAAUUGAAUGGACUCUGGUACUGUCUAGAGCAAAAGAGGUUUGAAGAACCAGUACAAAAAUGGCGUUUCCCUUUGAUGUGAAUGAUUUGAAAAUAGACCCUUUGUCCCUGUGAGUUGUGCAGGAGUUGAUGCCUUGUCUUCCUUGUUCCCCAAAGUGCCAGGGAGUUGUCUUGAGCACCGACACCAGACCAGACAGGGCCUGUUUGUGUGGCCGCUCACCUGGGCCCCCCUGACUGCCACGCUGCCAUGUCAGGGAGACCCCAGCAAGACAGCUAGCAGGCUCUGGUGAGACAAGCUGUCAAGCUAAAAUACUGUAGUACAUGAUGUAGUUGGUACAUUAUGGAAGGUGAUGACUAAUUAUCAAUGAUAAAGGGCUCUUGUGGUCUCAAAAAUGGUGUCUCAUUGAACAGCUGAGUUGUAGAGGUUUAUCUUUUCUGGCUCAUUGAUUUUAUAGCCAAUUUCAUCUUGUUGUCAGAGACUAUGUGCUGUCUGCAACAUAAUGACCUAGCUGUCUCUCAUUAACACUAGAAUAGGGCUAUUUGCGUUGAACAAUUAUGACUAAAUCAAUCGAUGACUGUACAUCUGGAAUAUGUCCUGCAAUAAAAACAUGUAUCAGUUAGAGAUAAUAAGCAGAGUUAAUAUUUAAAUUAUAACCAUGAUCAAUUUUAUUAUGGGUGUUAAAUACUGUUUGCGAGGGAUGUGAUAUUGUUUGUCUCUGUUCGCCUCCAUAACAAUAAUUAUGUGUAGGGAAGCAACACUGCAAAUUGUAAACCUACAUAUGUGGUAUCCUAAUUUGAUCACUUUGUUGUCACUGAGAAUUUUCCUGCACUACAGGAAACUCAAAUUUAAAUUUAAUAAAAUUCAAUGAAAACCUCCAGUUCUCUGUCUCUCUCACUCGCUCAAACGUUAAAGCAUCAGACAGAAUACAUGUCCCUACUACUGUAAAUCCUACUUCUGCAACAUUCAAAUGAACUAAAAUGUAUCUGAAAUGCAGCCAAACACAUCAACAACGUCGUUUUAUAUACUGUAGCUUAAUAACACAAGAUAGAUAUUGGUCUUCACUGCUACAUACAAGUGCAUCUGAAAUGAAGCCGUAAGCUACACCUAAACGAUAGCCUAUCAAAACAAAUUUCCCGUUACAAAUUAGCACUUCUUUGAGAAUAAUCAGCCAGGCCCAGCCAAUCAGAAUUAGCUUUUCCCCCACAAAAGGGCUUUAUUACAGACAGAAAUACUCAGGUGGAUGGAUUAUCUUGGCAAAGGAGAAAUGGUCACUAACAUGGAUAUUUAAAAAAAUCUACACAAACCUUUAGAGAAAUAAGCUUUUUGUGUGUUUGGAAAAAGUCUGGGAUUUUUUAUUUCAGCUCAUGGAACAUGGGACCAACACUUUACAUGUAGAGUUUAUAUUUUUGUUCAGUGUACAGUACCAGUCAAAGGUUUGGACACACCUACUCAUUCCAGGGUUUUUCUUUAUUUUACUAUUUUCUACAUUGUAGAAUAAUAGUGGAGACAUCAAAACAAUGAAAUAACACAUAUGGAAUCAUGUAGUAACCAAAGAAUUGUUAAACAAAUCAAAAUAUAUUUUAUAUUUGAGAUUCUUCAAAUAGCCACCCUUUGCCUUGAUGACAGCUUUGCACACUCUUGGCAUUCUUUCAACUGGCUUCAUGAGGUUGUCACCUGUAAUGCAUUUAAAUUAACAGGUGUGCCUUCUUCAAAGUUAAUUUAUGGAAUUUCUUUCCUUCUUAAUGCAUUUGAGGCAAUCAGUUGUGUUGUGACAAGGUAGGGGGGGGUAUACAGAAGAUAGCCCUAUUUUGUAAAAGACCAAGUCCAUAUUAUGGCAAGAAAAGCUCAAAUAAGCAAAGAGAAACGACAGUCCAUCAUUACUUUAAGACAUGAAGGUCAGUCAAUACGGAACAUUUCAAGAACUUUGAAAGUUUCUUCAAGUGCAGUCACAAAAACCAUCAAGCGCUAUGAUGAAACUGGCUCUCAUGAGGACCGCCACAGGAAUGGAAGACCCAGAGUUACCUCUGCUGCAGAGGAUAAGUUCAUUAGAGUUACCAGCCUCAGAAAUUGCAGCCCAAAUAAAUGCUUCACAGAGUUCAAGUAACAGACACAACUCAACAUCAACUGUUCAGAGGGGACAGUGUGAAUCAGGCCUUCAUGGUCGAAUUGCUGCAAAGAAACCACAACUAAAGGACACCAAUAAGAAGAAGAGACCUGCUUGGGCCAAGAAACACGAGCAAUGGACAUUAGACCGGUGGAAAUGUAUCCUUUGGUCUGGAGUCCAAAUUUGAGAUUUUUGGUUCCAACCGCCGUGUCUUCGUAAGCCACGGUGUGGGUGAACGGAUGAUCUCUGUAUGUGUAGUUCCCAUCGUAAAGCAUGGAGGAGGAGGUGUUAUGGUGUGGGGGUGCUUUGCUGGUGACACUGUCUGUUAUUUAUUUAGAAUUCUGCAGCGGUACGCCAUCCCAUCUGGUUUGGGCUUAGCGGGACUAUCAUUUGUUUUUCAACAGGACAAUGACCCAACACACCUCCAGGCUGUGUAAGGGCUAUUUUAGCAAGAAGGAGAGUGAUGGAGUGCUGCAUCAGAUGACCUGGCCUCCACAAUCCCCCGACCUCAACCCAAUUGAGAUGGUUUGGGAUGAGUCGGACGGCAGAGUGAAGGAAAAGCAGCCAACAAGUGCUCAGCAUAUGUGGGAACUCCUUCAAGGUGGAAAAGCAUUCCAGGGGAAGCUGGUUGAGAGAAUGCCAAAGUGUGCAAAGCUGUCAUCAAGGCAAAGGGUGGCUAUUUGAAGAAUCUCAAAUAUAAAAUAGAUUUUGAUUUGUUUAACACUUUUUGGUUUACUACAUGAAUCCAUAUGUGUUAUUUCAUUGUUUUGAUGUCUUCACUGUUAUUCUACAAUUUAAAAAAUAGUAAAAAUAAAGAAAAACCCUUGAAUGAAUAGGUGUGUCCAAACUUUUGACUCGUACUGUAUAUUAUACUCAUUGACUUUGAUAUUUCUGUCUGUCAUCUGUUUGACCAUGGGUGGAUGACACCUGACACACCUGUCCUGCUGACAGUCUGUUGGGUUUUCCAAUCCAUUGGGGCUUCCCAGAUCUGCACCAGUGCCCGUUUGUGGUUGAGACCAUUCCAGACCUAGACAACAUUGAUGUCACUCCUGGUGAGUUGACUUCGCCUGGGUAGUUCUACUGCGUCCAUUUGGGGGACGCACACUGUCUGUGACCAUAAUAGUCAAUGCAUUAUACUUUUUGUGUUUUCAGAGAAUGCUAUGGAUGUGGUGGAGAUGAUAGAGAGCCUGCUGGAGGACCAUCCAGACCUCAACCGCACUGAACUUGACACAGUCCUGAAGAAACUCAAAAACAUUGCUUUCAUCGGCUGUAUGACCCCACCUCUGGGCAAAGCUAUCAUCAACAUCAUCUCCGACAUCUUGGAGUCUAAGAGCUACCUACAGCCUGUGACCAACCAGUGGGUGUUUUCUCUCUGUUCCAUCAGCCCUACGACAUAGAUCAGGUGGUUAAAGAAAUGGAGUGGUGAUCAGGAGGAGGCUUCCUCAAAACCACAUAGUCGUACGAGAUACUCCUGGGAUCCGAUCCAGAAUCCACACUAGCAUACCAAUUAGAAUGAAGGAAUGUAUUGGGUAUGGAUAUUGGAACGUAGCCCUGGACUAUUGAAGCUGUACAAAUGGAUAACAUGUUCUCUCUCUCUCUCUCCUCUCAUUUUCCUGUAUGUUCUGCUAUCAAUAUUUACUGUGUCCUCAACUCUGCCCCCUGCUCUUUGCUCUGCAGAAUACUGAACAUUACAGAGAUGGUAGGUGACAAGAUGUCUUGUUUUGACCAGAGAAAUUACACUUUGCUUGCUUCUGCGAUGGCAAUCUCUGUGGUGGAUGUAGACCCUGGCCAGUUUCAGAUCCUCACUUUUGGCGUCUCGUCUGCUGCAGAGGGCCUAAACCCUGAGGUUAGCACUAAUUCAUUGCCAAACAUUACAAUAGUUAUACUUCUAAACACAAAGUGAUAUAACUCCUCCAUUUUAACCAUCUGUACAGUCAUUGAGAUUAAGAUGGCAUUGUUCUGAUCAUGGCCUUAAUCUUGGUGUUGUAGAUUUAUAUCAACAAGGAUCCGUUCAAAGGGACAGUUGCAUUCAUCUCCCUACCCUCAGCCUUGAAGUACAGAUUUCCUCAACACAGUGGAGCCCAGCCGCGGGUUCAGUUUCAGUUUUAUGGAGUCCCAACUCUCUUCAUGGUAACAGAGUUGUACCACUGCAAGGCCGUCUUUAUUAUGUCAGAACUACAUUGUAUUAUUGGAAAGGAGUAAAUAUCUUGUAUGCUUUUGAUUUCAGAACAACCCGAAUGGGAAGAUCCUUAACACUUAUGUGGUGUCAGCCAGUGUCACCAAUGCCAGUGGCCCCAUCAAGGACCUAGAGGAGGAUGUUGAGGUGACACUGCAUCACGUGAUGUCCAAUCCAGUAUGUGGAACACUUCCUGACAAUAAAUCAACUGAACAACCACUUGUAAAAUGAUCAAUCAAACCCAUAUUUUGCUGCCUGAUCCAAUUUGAUUUUCUCUUGAAGCUUGGUGAGGAGGUGCAAUGUGUCUACUGGGACUUCAAUCAAAAUGGUGGGUGCUAUUAUAAACCACAGAUGAAUAAUCAAGCAAAUGAAAUCCUAAUAUUUUGGAAAGUGUAUACUCAGAGUUGAUUUGUGUAGUGUGUGUGUGUGUGUUAUAGCGGAGGCAUAUUAUUACUUAUACUUAAAUUACUUAAAUUACUUAUACUAUAUUAAUAUAUUAUACAUGGUAUUUAUAUAAUAUUUAUCAAUAUGGUACUUAUAUUAAUUAUUAUACAUAUUUUAUUUUACUACAGAAGGUAAGGGAGGAUGGGAACAGCACGGAUGCAGGAAGCACAACACCAGUGCUGACUAUACCACAUGCCUGUGUGACCACCUCACUCAUUUUGGAGUACUUCUGGUAAUGACCCUCUUUUAAAUGCACCAAGGGUGGUUACCUUACAAAACUGUACAUAAGCUUUGUUCUUACCACGAUGUUCUCCUCUACCCCACUGUCCUCCCUUGUAUUGUAGGAUGUAUCCAGGACUCAAAUCGACAUACCAAAUGAGGAAAUUCUGACCAUCAUCACUUAUCUGGGCUGUGGUGUAUCCUCUGUCUUCCUGGGAAUCACUGUAUUGACAUACACAGCAUUUGAGUAAGAAUCAAUUCAGUUACAUGUACACUCUGCACCUUCAGUUUUUGGAGUCUUCCUGUUUUCACACUGUAUCAUCUUUGUGUGUUUUGUAAAGUAACUUACAGCAUUCUUACCACAGACUCCUCCUUUUUUUCAUACACUUUAUACCAUCUGCUCGAUUCUUGCCCUCUCAGCUUUCUCUCCAUCUCACAUAUCCCCAUUUUCCCUCACAGGAAGCUCCGCAGAGACUACCCAUCCAAGAUCCUCAUUAACUUGUCUCUGGCGCUGCUGGGGCUCAACAUGGUUUUCCUGGUCAACUCCUGGCUCUCCUCCUUUGGCAGCUAUGGGCUCUGUGUGGCGGUGGCUUCCGCACUGCACUAUUUCCUACUGGCCUCUUUCACCUGGAUGGGCCUGGAGGCUGUGCACAUGUACUUUGCAUUGGUCAAAGUCUUCAAUGUUUAUGUGCCUUCCUACAUCCUAAAGUUCUGCUCCCUAGGAUGGGGUGAGAUCAACUUCGUUCAAUUAGAACAUUACGAAAUCCUACGGUCUUUAACCACAGUUAUCCGUAUUUCCCCUUACUCCUAUCAAUUGAACCAUAUCACCCGUUCUCCUUCUCCAUCUUCCUCCCCUCUUGCAGGAAUCCCUCUGGCUAUAUGUUGCAUAGUUCUGGUUGUGAAGAGAGACUCCUACGGCAGCUCCCUCGGCAGCGAGUCCAUGGAACCACUAGAUAACUCUGAGGCGUUGUGAGUAUUAGAUUAAUCGUGUUGUACUUUAUUGUUCCCUUUCACUAUCAUUAGAUGAGCAGCGCCUUUUUCUGACACUGAAUAACAUGUAUCUGACACUCAAUGUCAAACUUUAUAUAGUUCAAUUGGGCUACGUGUAGAUCAUGAAUGACCAUUGUGAGGUACUAGCGUCUGUAUAGUAUAUCUGUGUAUUGUAGAUUUUGGCAGGGGCGCAACUUUGGUUUCAGAAUGUAGGGGGGACAUGUCCCCGUCCCCCCCCCCCCCGUCCCCAGUGAAAGUUGCGCCCCUGGAUCCUGGACUGAGGUUGUUAUUCUGAUGUGUAGAUAAAAUCCCUCUCUCUCCUAUUAUCAGCUGCUGGAUCCAGGAUGAAGUGGCUUUCUAUGUGUCUGUGGUGGGCUACAUUCUGCUGGUGAUGCUGUUCAACAUGGCCAUCUUCGUGGUGGUCCUGGUCCAGAUCCGCCACAUGCGGGUCAAUCAGCCGGCUGGCAUCCACAGCGGCCUCCUUCUGCAGGACCUGAAGGGGGUGUCCAGUCUCACCUUCCUGCUGGGUCUCACCUGGAUUGUGGCUUUCUUCGCCUGGGGGCCAGCCAAGGUUCCCUUCCUCUACCUCUUCUGUGUCCUCAACAGUCUGCAAGGUGAGUGACUGCUGCCAGUCGUUUAUCUGUUUAAAGCAUGCUAGCUGUUCCUGUAGACUUCCAGUCAUUGCGCUAACGCUAGUUAGCAAUGGCUCCAGAAACUACCUUCAAACUGCACGCAGAGAUAAAAAUGAUAUCCAUGAGUUCAUCUGACUCUGGGUAACUAGAAAAAACUGAAUUGCCAAAAUGUCGCACUAUCCUAUCAUAGGGUAGAAGGUACAGUGGGGGAAAAAAGUAUUUAGUCAGCCACCAAUUGUGCAAGUUCUCCCACUUAAAAAGAUGAGAGAGGCCUGUAAUUUUCAUCAUAGGUACACGUCAACUAUGACAGACAAAAUUAGAAAAAAACAUCCAGAAAAUCACAUUGUAGGAUUUUUAAUGAAUUUAUUUGCAAAUGAUGGUGGAAAAUAAGUAUUUGGUCAAUAACAAAAGUUUCUCAAUACUUUGUUAUAUACCCUUUGUUGGCAAUGACACAGGUCAAACGUUUUCUGUAAGUCUUCACAAGGUUUUCACACACUGUUGCUGGUAUUUUGGCCCAUUCCUCCAUGCAGAUCUCCUCUAGAGCAGUUAUGUUUUGGGGCUGUCGCUGGGCAACACAGACUUUCAACUCCCUCCAAAGAUUUUCUAUGGGGUUGAGAUGUGGAGACUGGCUAGGCCACUCCAGGACCUUGAAAUGCUUCUUACGAAGCCACUCCUUCGUUGCCCGGGCGGUGUGUUUGGGAUCAUUGUCAUGCUGAAAGACCCAGCCACGUUUCAUCUUCAAUGCCCUUGCUGAUAGAAGGAGGUUUUCACUCAAAAUCUCACGAUACAUAGCCCCAUUCAUUCUUUCCUUUACACGGAUCAGUCGUCCUGGUCCCUUUGCAGAAAAACAGCCCCAAAGCAUGAUGUUUCCACCCCCAUGCUUCACAGUAGGUAUGGUGUUCUUUGGAUGCAACUCAGCAUUCUUUGUCCUCCAAACACGACGAGUUGAGUUUUUACCAAAAAGUUCUAUUUUGGUUUCAUCUGACCAUAUGACCUCUUCUGGAUCAUCCAAAUGCACUCUAGCAAACUUCAGACGGGCCUGGACAUGUACUGGCUUAAGCAGGGGGACACGUCUUGCACUGCAGGAUUUGAGUCCCUGGCGGCGUAGUGUGUUACUGAUGGUAGGCUUUGUUACUUUGGUCCCAGCUCUCUGCAGGUCAUUCACUAGGUCCCCCUGUGUGGUUCUGGGAUUUUUGCUCACCGUUCUUGUGAUCAUUUUGACCCCACAGGGUGAGAUCUUGCGUGGAGCCCCAGAUCGAGGGAGAUUAUCAGUGGUCUUGUAUGUCUUCCAUUUCCUAAUAAUUGCUCCCACAGUUGAUUUCUUCAAACCAAGCUGCUUACCUAUUGCAGAUUCAGUCUUCCCAGCCUGGUGCAGGUCUACAAUUUUGUUUCUGGUGUCCUUUGACAGCUCUUUGGUCUUGGCCAUAGUGGAGUUUGGAGUGUGACUGUUUGAGGUUGUGGACAGGUGUCUUUUAUACUGAUAACAAGUUCAAACAGGUGCCAUUAAUACAGGUAACGAGUGGAGGACAGAGGAGCCUCUUAAAGAAGAAGUUACAGGUCUGUGAGAGACAUAAAUCUUGCUUGUUUGUAGGUGACCAAAUACUUAUUUUCCACCAUAAUUUGCAAAUAAAUUCAUAAAAAAUCCUACAGUGUGAUUUUCUGGAAUUUUUUUCCUCAAUUUGUCUGUCAUAGUUGACGUGUACCUAUGAUGAAAAUUACAGGCCUCUCUUAUCUUUUUAAGUGGGAUAACUUGCACAAUUGGUGGCUGACUAAAUACUUUUUCCCCCCACUGUAUAUAGGGUAUAACCUGAUGCCAGUGUCACCGGUGUGUUUUAGGGUUCUUUAUAUUUCUGUUCCACUGUCUGAUGAAGGAGAAUGUGAGAAAACAAUGGAGAAUCCAUUUGUGCUUUGGCCGCUUCAGACUCCAAGACUACUCUGGUAAUGCAACCACAUAUCAAUAUACUGUAAUAUAACCACCCAAAUCAGAAAUUCAAUUACUGUUUGACCAUUAUCAGAAUAAAUCAAAUGUUCAUAAAAACAGUUUUUAUAUAUUUUAUGGUGAUCUGAAAAUCAAAAGUUAUGGAUGUAUAACUUGUCUUGUUGUUCAGAGUGGAGCCAGACUGCUACAGUUGGUGCCAAAUCCAGACCUAACCCUCUGGUACGCAUGCCCUCAGUGAGGUCCAUCAAGUCCAGUGCCACAGACAGCACCUCUGCCUCCUCCGACUCCAGUCAACGACAGGUCUCCAUCAGAAGACCUAACUUGGGUGAGAUCCCAUUUUCUUCCAAGCAAGAAUGAUUCUGAUGUAUUAUUAUUCUAUGAUGAUGUUAUAAUGAGUGAUUAGAGCUAGAGUGCCUGGUGUAGAAAUAUAUGUUCUGCUUGUUUCCCCUUGGUUGGAAGACCUUGUGUAUGAGAAUAACUUGGCACUACCACGUGUCCCACGCAUCUCCGCUCCUCUUCCUCACAAGAGCGCCUCUUUCCCAGAGGAGGGGCACUACGAGGGGCCCUCUUGGCAAGACGGAUCUCACCCAAGACAUCGUCUACCUAUUCCAUAA
Molecule: messenger RNA, 14291 nt
Organism: Coregonus sp. 'balchen'
Lineage: Eukaryota; Metazoa; Chordata; Actinopteri; Salmoniformes; Salmonidae
Source: the annotation of a GenBank genome assembly